AUGGCACCCAACAAGAGGAUCAUUCUCGUCACCGGCGCCAACUCCGGCAUUGGCUAUGACACCUCCUACGCCCUCGCCGAUGCCUCGCCAGACAACCACAUCAUCAUGGGUGCCCGUUCCAGAGCCAAGGGCCUUGCAGCUCUCACCGAGAUCCAGGCACGUAAGCCUGUCGGCACACUCAGCUUCCUCGAGCUCGACAUCACCUCCGAUGAGUCCAUUAAGGCUGCCGCGCAGAAACUGGCGUCCGACUUUGCCAUCCUCGACGUUCUCGUCAACAACGCCGGCAUCUCCGGCAAGGAAGAAGUCUCGCGCGAGAACUUCCACACCGUCUUCGACACCAACGUCUUCGGCACCAUGCUGCUGACCCAGGCCUUGGAGCCUCUGCUGCGGAAGUCCCUCGAUCCUCGGAUCAUCAACGUCUCCUCGACCCUCGGCUCCAUCACGCUGCGGAAUGAUCACUCGUCCGUAUACACCCAGGUUACGGGUGAGACGUACCGCGUUAGCAAGGCGGCGCUAAAUAUGGUUACUGGGAUUCAGACCUAUCAGUACAAGAAAUGGGAGCACCCAGCGAAGGUCUGGUCGUUUUGCCCUGGGUUCGUGGUCACCAACUUGACCGGGGAGGAGGAUAAGCAGAACAGGAUUGACCGAGGGGCGGAGUCGUCGGAGACGAGUGCCCAGGGGAUAGCGGAGAUUGUGAGGGGUGAUAGGGACGGCGAGGUGAACCAGUUCUUGGCCAAGCGAGGUGAGGUCUUACCGUGGUAA
This is a messenger RNA of Clonostachys rhizophaga, 762 nucleotides long. NCBI's taxonomy places the organism in Eukaryota, Fungi, Ascomycota, Sordariomycetes, Hypocreales, Bionectriaceae. The record is from the annotation of a GenBank genome assembly.